This is a messenger RNA of Plenodomus lingam JN3, 3264 nucleotides long. RefSeq lists its product as uncharacterized. The record is from RefSeq and is a predicted model, not a curated record. NCBI's taxonomy places the organism in Eukaryota, Fungi, Ascomycota, Dothideomycetes, Pleosporales, Leptosphaeriaceae.
AUGGUCUCUCCAACGCCUCUGUCCCAGCCCGUUCCGACGCGGUCGCCGGUCACAGAUGAGGUGGCCAAUCUGCGUCAUCCCAUGCCCGAUUUGCAGUCACUACAAGGAGCGUACGUCGGCAACAUCGAGCGCCUUGAGGAACAUGCGGAGCGCAUGAGCGAGGGCGGCUCAGACUUGGGCGAGGAGAUCCGCAAACUACACACCCAACUGAAGCAGUCUGACAGCCGGCGAUCCUCCUUGCGUUCCAUCCAAACCUUUGACGAGCUCACACGCCAGCGCAGCCGCGGCCUGUCGGCCAGCUCCCACGCAAAUUCCAUUGUCGACCUCAAUGGCAAUGCACGAUGGGGUGGCUACUCGCCGGGGGGCUACAACAUCACCUCCCCGGUCGGCUCCGUUCGUUCCAAUUCCUGGACGAACCCGUCCAAUUCCUUCCAACGCCAGCGCUCCGAGUCCAAAACCUCGCGAUUAGGCCAGAUUGUCCAUCCAGAAGAAGUCGUAGAGGAUGCAGGAAGAUUCGAACAACACUCGCGCUCCCCGCGCUCACUCCAGUCGGCUCCUCUGGCUACUCACUCCAGUCGUUCACCACCCGCAGUCGAGCAACGCAAGGUUUCCUCGUUCACAAAGAUCUACGAUGAGAUUGCAAAUGACCUGCCGGAAGACUUGCGGAAUAACGUCAUCAUGGCUGGCACCCCAGAACGUUCCGGACCGACACAGGGUGACCACGAACACGACCACAACCAGUACCAACAGUAUGCAAGCCAUCACGACUACCCAGAUCGACCCCCCACCGCUGCCUCUACCGACACAACCCACCAAGCCCGUACCUUGUGGCAAGACUUUGACGGCACUCAUGCCCCGGAGACUGUGAUUGAAGAGGAACCCGAGUCACCGCACAGUAGGCAGAGUCGCAACCAUCGACGGCAGUCCUCGAACUUGUCAUUUCAGAUGCGUCCAAACUCUGAGAUGCCUCCCAUGGGAGCCCCUCCACCAGAUGACAACAUGGUCUUCUACCCAGCUCCUGUUCCCAAAAUGUUGAAUCUACCAAAGCGCCUAUCACAGCUGCCCGCCAGCAACGUCCAAGCCAGACGAAGGACCCAGCUCCUAGAAUCGAUGCAGCAAGAGAAUCGCAAAUCUGCCGCAAUGGUUGGUGACAUGGCCGACUUACCUCCUGCCAAUAACAGAAAGAGCCGUCAGAGCCUCAUGGGGCUACCCCCGCAAUUGCGUGCAAGUGCCUACUUUGAUCAGGCCCCACAGUCACAGGAGUUUGCAGUCAAAGGUGACUCUGCUGAGCAAACCCUCGAAAGCAUCCUCGAUGCUUCUGCUCGUGCCCCGGUUUCUGCCUUCACAGAUCACCCCUUUUCUGGCAGUUCCGGCAAAGAAAUAUAUGCACCAGAACAAAAGCGGAGAAAGUCUCAUCUACCAGAAGUACCUUCGACCCUUGCUCAAACGAGAAGGCGGAGUUCCUUCAAUGUGCUGGACACCAAGAAUAAUUCCAACGGCGAACCGUUGAAUAAGCUGAAGAAGCGCAACAGCUCCGCUGACAUGAAUCUUCUGAUCGUCAAGGCUAGCGAAAGUAGAAUGAGUCUGGGCGACGAACUUGAUGAACGCGACGAGGAUGCUCGGGGUCCACACAAUCAGCACGACAACGCCACGAAGAGGGACUCGUUUGAGAAUGAACAUCGCAAUCCUGACGAUAUCUACGACGAUGAUGAGCAUUCAUCAGCGGAUGAGGAAGAAAAGGAACCGGAGGAAGAAGAGUUGCAGUUUGGCGCGCCAACCACCUUGCUUGCAGAACUCCAAAUUCGACAGGCAAAGCAGAAAACGCGAACAGUGAAUUACGCAACUUUAGUUGAACAAGGCAUGAUCAAUUCGCGCAAGACUCUGCUUGAGAUGGACGAUGUUGCUGAAAAGGAAAAGCAAAGGCGCAUCAAGAAAAAGGUCAACCUUGCUUGGGAAGCGCAUGCCGAGGAAGAUGAGGACUCGGAGGACGAUGUGCCACUUGGUAUUUUGUAUAAACCUGGCGGUGGCCCACUUAGAAGAGAAACGAGUCAACCUACUUUCGGUUUAAUUGCACAGAGAGAGCUGGAAGAUAACGAGCCUUUAAGUCGUCGACGCAAUCGCCUGCGUGGCCUUGAUCCCAACAAACCUCGCGGCGCAAGCCCCAAUAAACAAGCACAACAGUAUGAAUCUCCCAGCCAGUUAAACCUUGCUGUUCCUACCACUGGGACCCCAGACCCGGAUGAUGGCGAUGUGGAAGGUGAAACAUUGCUUGAACGGAAGCAACGUCUCAAGGAAAAACAAGCCCUCAGUGCCGCUCUAGGAGAGGAUGUUCGGAAGAGCACAGUCAGCGGAGACUUCGCUUCAGAAAUGCUCAGCAAACUUGGUGUCUCACAAAACGAAGACACCCCUACGGCAGCAACAGACACUGCUCCGGCCGCCGACGAAGAAGAAACUCUUGGCCAGCGUCGUGCCCGUCUCCAAGCCGAAGCCGCUGCCCGUGGCGACAGCGCACCAGCUUCCCGCCCACCCCUUCGUUCUACCUCUAGCCUUGCAGACAUUCUCUCCCAAAAUCCCAUCAACAAUACCCACGAAGCGCGCAAAGUCUCGAAUGAAAUGCUCGUCUCGCACCUCCCGCAGGGAAGUCUUCUCCAGCAAAACGAAGUCGCAGCAGAGCGCAAGAAGCAACAGCGUCUUACGCAGAAUAUGCGUGCGAGUAGCUAUGGCGCCAUGCAUGUUGACCCCUUACUUGGAGAUGUGGGAGCUGAGAAACAUGACGAUGAUCAGCCUCUUGGAUUGAAGAUUCAGGCGUACAAGAAGGCCAUGGCUGCUUCUCCUUCUGCUGUGAUACUCCAGCAACAACGAGAGCAGCAGCAGCAGCAACAACAACAACAACAAAGUAUGCUAGGCAUGCAUUCUAUGGGAAUGAUGUCUACACCCAACCUCAUGGGCCACGCAAAUCCCCAGAUGAUGGGCAUGGGCGCUAUGCAGCCAUUUCCUCAACAACAGCAAAGUAUGAUGGGGGUGGGGGGUAUGCAAAUGAAUACUAUGAACAUGGGUAUGGGCAUGGGCGGUGUGCCGAUGAACAGUAUGAAUCUGGGCAUGGGCGUCUCGAAUAUGCAGAUGCCAAUGGGCAUGCAGAUGAGCAUGGGUAUGAAUGGGAUGCCCAUGAUGAUUGGGCCGAAUGGAAUGCCCAUGAUGAUGUCGCCCAUGGAUCCGAGGCAGAGGGAUCAGAUUGAUCGCUGGAUGCAGGGGAUCAGGCACUAG